UCUCUGCCUCUCCUAGAGCUGGACUGAGCCGCAAAAGGGGGAAAACCGAAACAAAAUAUUUCUCUCCUUCCUCUUCCCCCCCCCCUCCCCAACGAGAGGAGCUAAAUUGUAAGCCCUUUGCCUCGCCGCCCAGCAGCCCCUCAGGGUCGGGGGGGGGGCUUGCCCCGCAGACCCCCCGACGCUAUUCUCCCGCUGCUGCGGAAAUCGGAGCCGAACCUCCCGCAGCGCUCGGUCCAGUUCACACUGGAUUGGGGGGGAGGGAGAUUACAGGAGUGGCGCCCAUGCACUUGAAGAAGAACAUAGUCACCAACCACGUUGUCGAACUGCCCAUCCCGGGGGAAACAGGCAGAGACUCUGUGUCAGCCAGUGACUAGUUUUGGGGACUCGAUACAAUUUGUCCAAUGCGAACCGGGAUUGGAAGCUAAGUACGGGUAGGGAAGGCGGACUCCACUGGCAAGCAGCGAACGGGACAACCGCACCCAGCGCCCCCCACCUUCCCCGGGGGCGAGGCGCUCCGAGGACCCGGCUUCCUGCAGACACCGACUAAUAAUCGAUGCCAGGCGAUUUGCAACCCGGCUCCUCCAUGAGUCCCUGCUGCUGAGGCGCUUGCACCCCGCGGCUCGUGCCCCCGCCCCCGGCAGCCAGGCCGCUUGCAAAUGGCUUCGUUUCCCGAGGCGGACUUCCAGCUAUGCCCGCUGUGCAAGGAGAUGUGCGGCUCGCCGGCUCCCAUCUCCUCCAACUCCUCCACCUCCUCCUCCUCCUCGCAGACCUCCAACUCCUCCUCGGCGGGCGGCUCGUCCUGCGCCCCGUCCCGCCGCCUGCACGUCCUGCCCUGCCUGCACGCCUUCUGCCGCCAGUGCCUGGAGGCGCAGCGCCAGCACCCGGGCGCGGGGGACGCGCUCAAGCUGCGCUGCCCCAUCUGCGACCAGAAGGUGGUGAUCUCGGAGCCCUCGGGCAUGGACGCGCUGCCCUCCUCCAACUUCCUCCUCAGCAACCUGCUGGACGUGGUGGUGGUGGCGGCCGCCGCCGCCGAGGAGCAGAAGAACAACGGCCGCGGGGGAGGCGGCGGCGGCGGCAACAACCGGCACCACCACCCCCGGCAGCAGCAGCAGCAGCACCGCCCGGCCGGCAGCGGCUCCGCCGCCGCCGCCGCCGCCUCUGCGGCCGCCCCGUCCCCGUCCGCCUCCGGCGGGGGCGGCUCGUCCUCGCUGCUGCUCCGGCGGCCGCACAGCCGGCAGGGCGAGCCCCGCUGCAGCUCCUGCGACGAGGGCAACGCGGCCAGCUCCCGCUGCCUGGACUGCCAGGAGCACCUGUGCGACAACUGCGUGCGGGCGCACCAGCGCGUCCGCCUCACCAAGGACCACUUCAUCGAGCGCUUCGGCGGGGCGCCCGGCGCCGCCGCCGCCGCCGCCCCCGGGCCGGCCGCCCCGCUCGCCCUGGGCCAGCCGUACCCCGCCACGCCCUACAGCAUCCUCGCCUCCGUCUUCCCGGACCGGGCCAGCUACUGCCAGCACCACGACGACGAGGUACUGCAUUUCUACUGUGACACUUGUUCUGUCCCUAUCUGCCGGGAAUGCACCAUGGGACGACAUGUGGGUCAUAGCUUUAUCUACCUCCAAGAUGCCCUCCAGGAUUCCAGAACCCUCACCAUUCAGCUGCUAGCAGAUGCUCAACAAGGACGCCAGGCUAUUCAGCUGAGUAUUGAACAGGCGCAAGCUGUGGCGGAGCAGGUUGAGAUGAAAGCAAAGGUGGUGCAGUCUGAAGUCAAAGCUAUGACAUCUCGACAUAAGAAGGCCCUGGAAGAACGGGAGUGUGAGCUGCUGUGGAAGGUGGAAAAGAUUCGUCAAGUCAAAGCCAAGUCCCUUUACCUGCAAGUUGAAAAGUUGCGUCAGAAUCUAAAUAAACUGGACAACACUAUUAGUGCAGUUCAGCAGGUCCUAGAGGAGGGUCGUAGCAUGGAUAUUCUCCUGGCUCGGGAUCGCAUGUUGGCUCAAGUGCAGGAGCUGAAGAAUGUGAGAGGCCUUCUACAGCCACAGGAGGAUGACAGAGUCAUGUUCACUCCUCCUGACCAGGCUCUGUAUAUGGCCAUUAAAUCAAUGGGGUUUGUCAGCAGUGGGGCUUUUGCUCCUCUGACCAAAGCCACUGGGGAAGGUCUCAAACGUGCACUACAGGGCAAAGCGGCCUCCUUCACAGUGAUAGGCUACGACCAUGAUGGUGAACCACGCCUUUCAGGGGGCGAUAUGAUCUCUGCAGUGGUGAUGGGCCCUGAUGGAAACUUGUUCGGUGCAGAUGUCAAUGAUCAGCAGAAUGGAACCUACCUGGUCAGUUACAGACCACAGCUUGAGGGAGAGCAUCUAGUCUCUGUCAUGAUGUGCAACCAGCACAUAGAGAACAGUCCGUUCAAAGUCAUGGUAAAAUCUGGGCGCAGUUACAUUGGCAUUGGACUACCAGGGCUUUCAUUUGGCAGCGAGGGAGACAACGAUGGCAAGCUGUGUCGCCCCUGGGGAGUUUGUGUAGACAAAGAAGGGUACAUCAUGGUUGCUGAUCGCAGUAAUAACCGCAUUCAGGUGUUUAAGCCCUGUGGCACGUUUCACCACAAAUUUGGCACCUUGGGUUCCAGGCCUGGUCAGUUCGAUCGCCCUGCUGGUGUUGCCUGUGAUAGCUCGCGUAGGAUUGUUGUGGCUGACAAGGAUAAUCAUCGCAUCCAGAUCUUUACAUUUGAUGGGCAGUUCAUUCUGAAAUUCGGGGAAAAGGGAACCAAGAAUGGGCAAUUCAAUUACCCGUGGGACGUGGCAGUCAACACCGAGGGCAAAAUCCUGGUCUCUGACACGAGGAACCAUAGGAUUCAACUGUUUGGACCUGAUGGUGUGUUUCUGAAUAAAUAUGGCUUCGAAGGGGCACUCUGGAAGCACUUUGAUUCUCCAAGGGGUGUGACUUUCAAUCAUGAAGGCCAUCUGGUAGUGACCGAUUUCAACAACCAUCGCCUCCUGGUCAUCCAUCCAGAUUGCCAGUCGGCACGCUUCCUUGGGUCAGAAGGCACCAGCAACGGCCAGUUCCUGCGCCCACAAGGCGUGGCUGUGGAUCAAGAGGGGCGCAUCAUUGUGGCUGAUUCCAGGAACCACCGAGUGCAGAUAUUUGAGUCAAAUGGUAGUUUUUUAUGCAAAUUUGGCACUCAGGGAAGUGGCUUUGGUCAGAUGGACCGACCUUCAGGUAUAGCUGUCACCCCUGAUGGCAUGAUUGUUGUGGUUGACUUCGGAAACAAUCGAAUUCUUAUCUUCUAAUCUGUGCUAUCUGAAUUAGGAAGAAACUGUCUCAGGGAAAUUCUUUUUAAGAGAACGAAAAAAUACAACGUUAAUUCAAACCUACCUCAUCUUUAAUUUUUUACAGAUGAAUGUACUUAUCCUUUCUGCAGGGAGUGAUCCUGUGAAGUUAUAAAUUCUAUCUACCUCAUUAUCUUUUGUUCUCCUCUCUUCUCCCCCACCCCCACCCCCCCGCAGUAAGUUUUACCUCUUCCCCACAUGGGGCAUCAUGCACCAACAUGUGUUGCUGAACACAUGAGGUGGGUGCAUGAUGAAUUCUGUAGACUAAGCCAAAAAGGCGCACUCUAAUUUUUUUUAAUGGGGGGGGGGGAAAUCAGUAGCAUUAGA
This is a messenger RNA of Caretta caretta (loggerhead turtle), 3647 nucleotides long. RefSeq names its product tripartite motif containing 71 (gene TRIM71). NCBI's taxonomy places the organism in Eukaryota, Metazoa, Chordata, Testudines, Cheloniidae. Gene Ontology annotation, molecular function: ubiquitin protein ligase activity; zinc ion binding; protein binding. The record is from RefSeq and is a predicted model, not a curated record. Gene Ontology annotation, biological process: proteasome-mediated ubiquitin-dependent protein catabolic process; protein polyubiquitination.